ACGAGAAAAUGUCGCGAAAGGUUAGUUGUGUAAGAUGCGAUCUAUCGCACAGCGGUCCACCAGCGUUCUUGCUCACCUGUUCUGAGUGUCGUAGAGCCUGGCAUCAUCGUUGCCACGUACCUCCCGUCGAAGAUGCGGAGCUCAUUCAACGUAUCAGGGCGACGACUGAGCAUGAUAUUGAUAAUGGGCUAGAGAAGUGGGUGUGUAAACGUUGUAAGAAGAACAAGGGGAAGGUACCAGCUCAGCGGGAGAUGAGCAGCAGCAGCUCGGGGCAGACCUCGGUUACCAUGGUGGCAAGCGAACGAUCAGCGUCUAUGCAAAGUCUAAAAUAUCCGGAGCCUGAUGCGCCUGAUGAGCCUUCUUCGGUGGUGGCAGCCCCUGAAAAGGUCCUUGCAUCCAAGCCCACUCUCCAAGCGCAGUUUUCUUCGAUAAGGCUGUCCAGUUCAGUCCCAUCAACCCCAUCAUUGCCACGUUCCACAUCAUAUAAAUCGAUCCAUGAACCAGACAGGGCGACAUUGCCUCACCCCUAUCCCAGUGAUAUCGCAAGGCCAUCACCAGGCCCUGGGUCCGACCAGUGAUACACGUCAACCAGAACUUUCAAUGUAUCCACCAGUAACAGUAACACAGCCUGCUACUAU
Serpula lacrymans var. lacrymans S7.9 is the source of this 638-nucleotide messenger RNA. RefSeq lists its product as uncharacterized. The record is from RefSeq and is a predicted model, not a curated record. The transcript has 4 exons. Lineage: Eukaryota; Fungi; Basidiomycota; Agaricomycetes; Boletales; Serpulaceae. The coding region runs from base 9 to 578 and encodes 189 amino acids.